Amoebophrya sp. A25 is the source of this 262-nucleotide messenger RNA. Lineage: Eukaryota; Dinophyceae; Syndiniales; Amoebophryaceae. The record is from the annotation of a GenBank genome assembly.
CGUGAGCCCCAGGGAAUUCUCUUUGAGGAUACCUCUCACGGUGGGGCGUGGGGGUGCUCUAUCCGCCAAAUUUAGCUUGACGCGCUGCGCAGGGUGCACACACUUGAAAAGACUUCUAUCGCCACUCAUGUGGUGUGAAGCGCCGCGCACUGUCACAAACACAGUGGGCCACAGUGUUUAUUUUCCUUUUCUUGGUAACACCACCAAGAAAACCACUACCAUCAUCUUCGUCAUCAUUACCUUCGCCAUCGUUGCAAGAUGA